Messenger RNA from Diatraea saccharalis (sugarcane borer), 901 nucleotides. Lineage: Eukaryota; Metazoa; Arthropoda; Insecta; Lepidoptera; Crambidae. The record is from the annotation of a GenBank genome assembly.
AUUGUUUUGCCUUGCCCUUUGUUGAGCAAAUUAUGGCGAAAUUUAAUAAAUUCUUGUUGAUAUACACGAAAAUUUCAUAUUCAACAGUAUCUACGGCUUAAAUACUUAUAAACAUUCAAGAACAAUGGAAGACUCGAGUUUUAGUGCAAAAUUAGAGUCAUAUUUCUUGGAGUUAGGACGAUGGAAGGUGUGGCGGAGUAUUAUUUUGGGACAAGUGUUAUCGCUCCUGUUGAGUGGCAAAUGUAUAUUAACAACACUUCUACAAAGCGCAACUUGGCAGUUUCCUACCACUGGACAGCUUGUGCUACCGUACAUAACACUUUUUAUUCUGUUUACACCAACAUUACUAUGUAACGGAUUAAAAAAAAUAUCCAAUGGUGUCGGUGCAGCACUAGUUGGUGGGGCAUGGCGUGGUCAAAGGCUUGGAGUGGCACAUGUUGCUGGGGCUACACUUGGCCUGAUGGCGGUUGUAUGUGUAGUGUGGGCUGAUGUUGAAGGUGCUCCCACAGAUGGUAAAAACCAGCUUGUUGGCGACAUGUUAUGCCUUGGAGGUUCUCUUCUCUAUGCUACUGUUACAGUGCUACAAGAAAUGAUGCUCAAAACACAAUCUUGCUCAGACUAUUUGGCCUUACUUGGCCUGAUUGGAAGCCUCGUCUCCUGCACUCAAACAUUUUUCUUGGAGUUCAGUGAACUUAUAACAUUCAACUGGUAUGAAUUGGAUACGAUAAUACAGCUCGGAAGCUACUGCUCAUUUCACGCGUUGUACUUCCUGUCGUAUUUGCUCGCGAUGGUGGGCGUGUUCCUGUUCAGUGCACGCCCCACUAGCGCGCCGCCACCGCCCGUCGCGUUACCUCAACUCGUGCACGACUCCGUGCAAUCACAGGACAACGUGUCUAUGUGA